CCCCUCUCUUCCGUCUUUUCUUUGUUUGUUCAUUCACACUCUCACAUCAGCACUCUCCCUGCAGUCCUCAUCACCUUUGCUCAUUCAACACUUUCUUCUACAACUCAUCCACCAUGUCUGACAGCACCGUUCACGCUAUUGCCGGAGCCGGAGGUGGAAUUAUUUCCAUGGCUCUGACCUACCCAUUGAUCACCAUCAGCAGCAGACUUCAGGUUCAGAAGGACAAGACCAGCAAGGAGGCCUACAAGAGCGGCCUGGAUGCUGUCAAAAAGAUCAUCGCCAAGGAGGGUAUUUCGGGUCUUUACUCGGGUCUGGAUAGCGCCUUGUUCGGCAUCUCGCUCACGAACUACUGCUACUAUUACUUUUACGAGUUCACCAAGGGGGUGAUCAACAAGGCCCAGAUGAGCACCUUGGAGUCCAUGUCUGCGGGAGCUGUUGCUGGUGCCGCCACCGUGUUGAUCACCAACCCUAUCUGGGUCAUCAACACCAGAAUUGCGACUCGCAAUGCCAGCGCCCCCAACGCCCGUCCCUUGGGCACGAUCGAGACUGCGACCCAGAUGAUCAAGGAGAACGGAUUCAAGUCGUUCUGGCAGGGAGUCAUGCCCGCCCUGGUCUUGGUCGCGAACCCGAUCAUCCAAUACACGGUCUUUGAGAAGUUCAAGACGGCCAUUUCCAAGACCCGUGCCCUCACUAGCUUUGAUUUCUUCUUGUUGGGCGCUGUCAGCAAGCUGGCUGCCACCAGCAUCACCUAUCCUUACAUUGUGAUCAAGUCUCGCAUGCAGCUGAAGCAGUCGGAUGAUGCCAAGGAGCGUUAUAGUUCUAUCAUGGAUGGCUUCCGUAAGAUCAUCAAGCACGAGGGUGUUGCUGGUCUCUACAAGGGCAUCUCCAGCAAGAUUGUCCAGUCCAUCUUGACUGCCUCCUUCUUGUUCAUGGCCCAGGCCAGCUUGGUCGAGUAUGUCGCUCGUCUCUUGAUCCACCUUGGCCUCCGUGCUCAGAAGCGUAUCUAAGUCGAGUCCUCCCCCCUUCCCAGUCCUCAGUCUGUGUAGUCUCUGGUGGCUCUUUCAUCCAAAUCCACUCUACAUACUCCUACAACAAAAGACCUAUUUAGCAUGCAUGCAUCAUUGUAAAAACCCAUCUCUCUUCUCUGUAUCUUUCAAAAAAAUAAAAUAAUUGCAUAGACGAU
Messenger RNA from Gamsiella multidivaricata, 1183 nucleotides. Its product is annotated as peroxisomal membrane protein PMP47A. The record is from RefSeq and is a predicted model, not a curated record. NCBI's taxonomy places the organism in Eukaryota, Fungi, Mortierellomycota, Mortierellomycetes, Mortierellales, Mortierellaceae. Bases 114 to 1007 code for a protein of 297 amino acids. Gene Ontology annotation, molecular function: ATP transmembrane transporter activity; NAD transmembrane transporter activity; FMN transmembrane transporter activity. Gene Ontology annotation, cellular component: peroxisomal membrane. The transcript has 7 exons.